This is a messenger RNA of Linum tenue, 1522 nucleotides long. The record is from the annotation of a GenBank genome assembly. NCBI's taxonomy places the organism in Eukaryota, Viridiplantae, Streptophyta, Magnoliopsida, Malpighiales, Linaceae.
GUUAGAACGAAGUGGGGGAGUAGGCACUGUCGGUCAUGGACAUGGGUGCAGCAAGUGCCUACCUCUCACCGUCACGGUGGUCGCUCCCUCUAAUUCCGCCGCCGUCGCCGUCGCCGCCGCCGCAAGAAUCCAUACCUUUCUCAAGAGUAUCCUGCUGCUCUUCUCGGCUCUCUUCUUCCGCUGUCACUUCUGGCAGUGGCAGCAGCAAAACAGCGACCUUAUCCGCAAUUCAGAGUUCUGGCAUCAUUGCCUGCCUUCGCUCCUCCUGUGCGGAGAUUGCUUUUGAAGCUGCUUCUGCUGCAUUGGAUGGCGGCAUCUCAGUUCUGGAGAUUACGAUGUCAACCCCAGGUGUGUUUCAGGUUUUGAAACGCUUGGUUGAGGCAUACCCGGCAGCAUUCUUAGGGGUUGGCACAGUUUUAAGUGUUGCGGAUGCCAUAAAUGCAAUGAAUGCUGGAGCCAGAUUCCUCAUGAGCCCUGCUACUGUGAAGGAUGUUAUGAAUGUUGUUCAAGGUACUGAAGUUCUUUACAUACCUGGUGUAAUGACACCAACAGAAAUACUGUGUGCAUACAAUGGCGGUGCUAGUAUUGUCAAGGUAUAUCCUGUUUCUGCAUUGGGUGGAGUCCAGUACAUUGCAGCCCUCAAGAAGCCUUUCUCCGAUAUACCAAUGGUUGCUUCUCAAGGAAUAACAACAGAUUCUUUAGGGGACUAUAUAACCGCUGGAGCUUCAGCAGUCGUUCUGUCAGAUGCCAUAUUCAGUAAAGAGGCAAUGCUGCGGAGAGAUUUCAGCAAAAUACAUCAACUAGCACUUCAUGCUUCUUCGCAUGGGAAAGAAGCUGUGCACGGGUAAAUAUGUUUUACUUGAACAGUGAAGAUUCUAGGCGAGGUUUGGUGAUAUCAAGUAUAUUCGUAGUACUACUACAAUGCUGCUACAGCAGCCAUGGCCAGUACCUUCAAAUGCAAGCUAACUCCUAAUUUUCGAAGUAGGCCCCUCUUGAUACCGAGAAUACGAUACCCCGGUUAUAAAGCGAGCAGAACACUUUGAACGCCAUCAAAACCAAGAUCAUUACUGCAGUCAAAAGCGUCGGUGACUGCCAAGAAGCAAACACAUAUUGCCCCAUAAACCUCCCAAUCCUCACCUUCCAUUGUCCAAUGUAAUACAAGUUCACCUCUGCAAUGACCUCAUCCAGAAAAGCCACUCUGGUCAGGCUAAUCGAAUUGCUCGUCCCGUUCCACAAAUCUGCCGCAUCAUGGGUCACUCCUCAAGUGAUUCAAAACCACAUUAUCACACACAUCAUCCUCAACAGCCUCACUUCCUUCCGAGUGUCAGUGAUCCCAUUCAUCAGCUCCGUGUAUCGUGUGAAAACCGGCGGCCCUUCGUGAGUAAUGUCAUUCAAAUAUUACAUCUCAUUAAUUAAAAAUUUAUUUUUCUGUUGGAGAUGAGAAAACCAAAGAUUGUAAAAUCGAAUUAGAUGUUGUAUUGAAAAAUCAAUGAUAUGUUAUUCUAUUAUUAUUAAAUCAUGG